Messenger RNA from Alternaria rosae, 666 nucleotides. Its product is annotated as small nuclear ribonucleoprotein Sm D2. The record is from RefSeq and is a predicted model, not a curated record. Bases 243 to 596 code for a protein of 117 amino acids. The transcript is spliced from 4 exons. Gene Ontology annotation, biological process: spliceosomal snRNP assembly; RNA splicing. Gene Ontology annotation, molecular function: RNA binding. NCBI's taxonomy places the organism in Eukaryota, Fungi, Ascomycota, Dothideomycetes, Pleosporales, Pleosporaceae. Gene Ontology annotation, cellular component: U2 snRNP; U5 snRNP; U1 snRNP.
AUCGCCGACCGAUCCACCUCAUCCAAGCGCGUUGCCGUGGUGUUCCUCCUUUCUAAAACUAGGUCAGUCUUUCCGCUCCUGGUCUGUGCAUAUCUUUUGCGCCGCCCCAUCCUUGCGCGCUACUUCCCAGAGCAGCAUAUAUCAAAAUUCGCAGGCAGAAGCUCGAGAGCUAGAAAGUUGACCUGUAAUAGUUCCAAGUCGUAUACUCUCUUCCUCCCUGCUUCAUCGCACGACUCGACAAAAUGGUGGACGCAAAGAUUCAAGAGCUUCUAUCCAAGCCCCGUUCGGAGUUGACCGAGUACGAAGUUGCUCAGGUCGAAGAACAUGAGCUCACCACCGGUCCCCUCUCCAUCCUCCAGACCGCCGUCCGCUCGCGCACACAAGUCCUGAUCUCGUGCCGAAACAAUCGCAAGAUCCUUGCACGUGUCAAGGCUUUCGACCGUCAUUGCAACAUGGUUCUCGAGAACGCGAAAGAGAUGUGGACUGAGACUCCACGGUUAGCCAACGGCAGCUACGGAAGGAAGGUCAACAAGGACCGCUUCAUUUCCAAGCUGUUCCUACGCGGCGACUCGGUCAUUCUCGUCUUGCUAUCAUAAGAGCUUGGAAGCACUGGGGAUUUGGGACGGUAGCGCCAGAUCGAAGCGCACGAAAUGGAGUUGGAAUGAA